This is a messenger RNA of Adineta steineri, 1647 nucleotides long. Lineage: Eukaryota; Metazoa; Rotifera; Eurotatoria; Adinetida; Adinetidae. The record is from the annotation of a GenBank genome assembly.
AUGAAUAAACGAGCACGUUAUACAAAAGAUCAUGAAAUGCCCAAAGAUGUAACCAUUUUAUAUGAUUGUUUUAUGAAUAAACAAUUUGUAAGACAAACCACACAACUGAUGAUUUUGAACGAGAAUGAAGAACAAAAGAACUUUGAUAAAGAUCAAUUUAUUAUGUUUAAAGGUCUAUUUCGUAAUUUUGGGUCGGCAUUUUUUGAUAAUUUCAUGGAACAAUUGAACGAACUCCUUCAUGAAAAGAUCACAAAAAAACAAGAAGGUAGUCAUCGAGUAGCUGCACAAAUUGUAGCAGGAAUGAUUUGUGGUUCAAAAAAUUGGACAUUAGAAAUGUUAAAUGAACUAUGGAAAAAACUCACCCCUUUACUUACCGAAGUUUGUAAUAAUCUUAAUUCCGAAGUGUUAUCGCAUUGGAAUGCAUGUUUCUUUUAUAUCAUCAUAAAUAAAGAUCCACGUCGAAUGUUUCGCGUAAUUCAUUUUCUGUGCACACUGAUCAAUGCAAAAUCAACAUCGAAUACAUUUAAUGAAUCAGCACGUUGGUGCUUAAUUCGAAAUUUAGACAAAUUUCACUGGCGUAUACCAUCUGUUUGGUGUGAAGUAUAUAAACACAUUGCAGAAUUACUCGAUCAUUCAUCUCUAAGCGUUCGUACUCGGAUUGCUUAUGUAUUAGCGUUGUCAAUGAGCCAUGAUGUCACAUUGCUCGAUGGUCAAUCGACACGUCAACCAAAUAUUAAUGUAUUUCUCGACACUAUAUCUGAACGAUUGAAUCAAGCUAUCGAAAUUUGUGAAAGAUUACCAAUAAAUUUGAUAUCAGAUCAGAUUCUUGAGACUGAUCUCGAAACUCAAAAAGCUUUCAAUUUUAUUGAAACAGUGGUUCUGACGAAUUCCGAUAUAUUUUACUAUUCUCAACAACCGAUCAAAAAUGGAAUUAUUCGUCUUUUUCCUUUCCUUUGUGAAAUCAAGAGUGUUGCGGGAUGUGAUGAAAACUUUAAAACACGUUUGACAGCAAGUCGACAAUGUGUUGGGAUCAGUUAUUUAAAUCUUUCCUUUUUAAAUACAUUCGUUCAACAACUGUCACAAAUUUGUGUAAGUACUAAAUGGCAUGCAAGUCGAGCGGCUAUUGAAUUUGUUCAAACCAUGAUUUUUUGUAAUCUAUUCAAUGCACGUCCUUAUGCGAAACAAGUACAUGAACUUAUUCUCAAGUGUCUCUCUGAUGAACACUUCGAAGUGCGAAUAGCUGCACGAAGUACUUUAUCUGAUUUAUAUCAAUGUGGCUACAUUCAAAUAACAUCGAAAGAACUAAACAAUUUUGGUUUGAUGAGCAAAACGAAUUAUUUUACGAAGAUCGACGGCAAGAAAGUAAUCCUAUCGAAUAAUAUGAUCAAACGUCAUGCUGGUGUUUUGGGACUUUGUGCCAUCGUUCUUUCCAGUCCAUAUGAUAUUCCAGCUCACGUACCAGAUGCAUUGAUGCUUCUCUGUAAACAUUUAGACGAUCCUGAUCUAAUUCAAAAAUCGAUCAAACAAUGUUUAUCAGAAUUUCGUCGCACACAUCACGACUCAUGGCAUGAACAUCGAGAACGAUUUACUCAAGAUCAAUUGACAAUUUUAGCUGAUGCACUAGUUUCUCACAAUUAUUAUAUUUGA